GUCACAUUUGGUCUUCACAUCUGCUCCAUUCACAUAUGAAGAGGGGAGUGCAAAUUACUACAAGGGAACAUGAGUGAGCAGAGCUGAAAACCCACACCCUUCUCUAACCUGCAUCCCCGCUGCCAUAUCCCACACUUUGGAACCCCCUGCCUAUGGGCAUCAGGUGAGUACCUUCACUUUUUGUCACUUGCUAAAAACAUUAUUCUUUAGGCAAGUCUAUCCAGAUAUGUGGGACACGGGUAGCGCUGUGGUCUAAACCACUGAGCCUAGGGCUUGCCGAUUGGAAGGUCGGCAGUUCAAAUCCCCGCGAGGGGGGUGAGCUCCCGUUGUUUGGUUCCAGCUCCUGCUAACCUAGCAGUUCGAAAGCACGUCAAAGUCAGGUACCGCUCCAGUGGGAAGGUAAACGGCAUUUCUGUGUGCUGCUCUGGUUACGCCAGAAGCGGCUUAGUCAUGCUGGCCACAUGACCCGGAAAAACUGUCUGCAGACAAACGCCGUAUCCCUCGGCUGUAAAGCAAGAUGAGCGCCGCAACCCCAGAGUCGUCUGCGACUGGACUUAACUGUCAGGGGUCCAUUACUUUUUAUCCAGACAUGUACAAACUGUCAUGUGUUAGAUUUCAGCUUAAUGCUGAUUAUAAAUAUUUUUAAUGUUUUAAAAACCUGUUUUUAACAAGGGAGUUACAUAUCAUUUUGUUGUUUCAUUCUUUUUUCAAACUGCUUUGACGUUUCAUUACAAACAAGUGGUAUAUAAAUGUUGAUAUAAAGCGAAAUAACAAUUGCCAUAGAAACUAGGAUACGAAGAGGAAAUCUCAAGACUUCAGUACUCAAGAAGCAUGCCAUUUUAGUAUACCAACACUGACGCUGCAUUUAUAUUCUUAAACAUUCACAAUGCAAUAUAUUAUUCUGCAAAAUGCAAACUAGUCAACAUGUUGAUUCCCAUGAUCCAAGGGUGUAUAAUUUCAAACUCUUUAUUUUCAAUUCCUUUCCUAAUGAUCCCUAGCAUCGAACUUGCCUUUUUCACAGCUACCGCACCCUGUUAAUUAGUAUGGGAAAAGGUAUACUGGAACUCACCAACAGCAAUUAUCAUCAUCAUUAGGAACAUGAGGCUCCAUGGCCAAUGAAAAAGAGAUGUAAGGCCAUUUCCAGGCUCACCUGGAACUAAGUCACACUGAACCCAUUAGGAUUUAUUCCCAAGUAAACAAGGAUAGGGACUGAGUGCACAUUAAUUUAGAAAGAGGAAAUUCAGAUGAUCUCUAGAGAAACAAAAGGUUCCUCUUUCCGACCCUGCUCUUUAGGUAGCUUAUAAAUUAUGGACAGUUAAAACCAGGUACUUUAGCCUAAUUUGAAGCAGCAUCGUGUAAGGAUACACAGCAGGGUCAAAAGCUCUGCUAUAAAUAAAGCACAACUGCCAGACGGUAGUAUCAGGUGUUGAAUAUCUCUGAGUAGCAGAAGGCUACUGCCAAGGGAUUUCACUCAAGCUAUGUAAUCACCAGGGGAACGGCACCCAUCUAAGCCAAGUUGGCAAGAUGGUUGAAAGGACUUUCACACAGGGUUAGUUAAGUACACCAGUGACGGACAACUGCAGGGUCAAAAGAAAAGGGGAGAAGGAGAAGCAGCCCAUAUUAAAAAGGAAAUUGGCUUUCCUUCCAACAUCUACUCUGACCUCAAGUCCAAAUGCACUAAGCUGGUUCUCACAGCGAAAGAACGCCUUUCAUCCACUUUCUGUUUCCGUCCACUUUUAUGUUUGGGACAAAAGGCACCAACAUAAAAACGCAGAGAUGCAUUGGCGCAAAUGGGCCUCAAGCCGCUAGGAUUUUGCAAGAACCACUCUCCCCACCACACCACCCCACACACGUUGCUAGUAACAAAAGCAACAUACAUAUUUUUGCUAGAAGCCCAUUACUCAUAACUUUUGAACAUUCUAAGGAGCUCAGCUAUGACUUACAGAGAGCACAUUUUACAAUGGCACUACCAUGCUCGUUUCUAGUACUCUUGCUUCCUUCCUCCCACAGCUCUUAGGCUGGCCAGAAAGAGGUCCAUCUCCAUAUUCCAACCCCCUCCUCCCGGUGCUGAAUCUCUGGGCGCAGCUCCAUAUUCCAACCCCCUCCUCCCGGUGCUGAAUCUCUGGGCGCAGCACAUGGGUCCAUGCAUGCAUGCUGCUGCUGCUGGCCCUUGCCACCUGUCCCUUAUUUCAAGGCACUGUCCCUUCCUUGGACGCAGGGCUCCUUUUCUUCCAAGUUCAUAAGCAAUGCAAUUCGUUACGUUCCUUGCUGUGCUGUCACCGCCUUGGGGCGCGCAGCACAGAGAGUGGCAGGAGGCGAUGCUGCCCCGUUGCCCUUCUCCUGCCCCGAGCCACAAGCCGCCAAAACCGCGACCUCGCCCCCCACACCCCCCGGCCAGCAUCCCCGGCAGAGGCAGCACUGCGUUGGUCCAAGCCUCCCGCGCGCGCCACCCCUCUUCCUUCUCCUCCCGCAGCGCCAGGCUCGCCUUACCGAGCAGCGCCCCUUCAACACGUUGCCUUCAACCCGCUGCUUCCAGGCUCAGCGCCGCCCGCCGGGGCACCUUGGGCAGCCGCGCCGUCUGCGGGGGGGACCCGUCCUUGCCAGCGGCGGCGGCGGCACCCAGGGCUGCCUAAUCGGGCCGCGGGCGCGGGCUCGCCGGCACUUGCUCUGGCGGACUGCCCGGCUGGACUGGCUGCCUCGCUAAAGCGGCCCCGGCAGGGGAGGGCGGGAUGCUGACGCGAUUUCCGGAGCGCCCGUUGCCAUGGCGCCGGGGACACGCCGACCCGCCUCUCCCGGGCCGGGCUCGCGGGGAGGCGGCAGAGGCGCCUGGCUGAUCGUGGAAGCUUGGGGGGAAUCGUGGCCUGCUAUUUUUAGAAGGGGGCGGCGGGGGUGAGGAGAUCAAGCAGGAAAGAGGGGAUCGUAGAGUUGGAAGGAUCCCAAGGUUAAUCUAGUCCAGUGUUUCCCAACCUUCCGACCUUGUUUCCUUCCUGUGCUCCCCAUGCAUGUAGGCAGGGGGGCAGCUGCCCCCCAAAUAAGUAAAAAUCAAUACAAAUCUGAGGUUCUGCCCUCCUAACAAAGACCUACCCCUUAACAAAAAUCCUGCCUGCUGGUGGGCAUCCCUCAUACUCGCUUGUGAUUGGUCAAGCAGGUAGCCUGCCCAUCAGGAUUUUUUUAAUUUAAAAAAUGUUGAUUUUCCCCCCUUCGCUUCUUACUUUCCUCUGUGGUCCCCUAGCCUCAUGUUAUCCCCCCUCCCAUUUACACGAUUUUCACCUGGGGGCACCGCAGGCAGCCAUAUGCUCCCCCCCCCCCUUUGGGAAACGCUGAUCUAGCCCAACCCCCUGCAAUGGAGAAAUAACAAUCCCUCCUCCCAUCGCCUGCCGUGCAAGAAAGUGAAAUGGGGGCAGGUCUCUCCCCCCCCCCAGCUUUGAAGUAGGCAACUUCCCCUGCAGGCUCACUCCUCUGAGCCCUGCAUCACGGAUGGGGUGUAGCACAGAGCCUGUUUUGCAUGACAACCUAAGGCGAGCCUGCUGGGUCACGCCAUGGCCCCAUGCUAGACUGCAUCCUGUUCUCACAGUGCCCAACCAGAUGCCUGUAGGAAGCCCGCAAACAGGACCCGGGCACAAAAGCACUCUUCCCCACCUUCUGGUUUGCAGACAUUGGUAUUCAGGAAUACUGUUGCCUCCUUGUUUUAGCACCCUUUCUGGGCACUGUGAUAAGGAAGAUGGGGUCCAUAGUGAUGCUUACAGAUAAAUACAAACAACAGCUGCUGCCUAGUCACUCUCCCUCUCUCGGCAGUGCUUAUGGGGCUGCAAAGAGCAGCUGCUCAACUUUUCAGUCAUCUACACUCUCCCUCUAGGUGGUAGGGAUUCAGGAAGAGGAAGAGGCAGAAGCAGUGACUAACCCUUCAAGAAGCAGCAUGCCCUGCUUGCUUGCUUGCUUCCUCACUCUGGAUAGGCCUGUUGGCCCCAAUGCUUCCUGCAGAAUCAGCCAAAGCUGGAGGAAAAGCAAGCAGGCAGAGAGAGGGUGUGAGCAAUAGGAGCCAGGAACUAUGCUCCGCCUCAGCACCAGAUUUAGGGUGGUGUGAGUGGUUCCCCCACACAGGGUGCCAAGCCAAAGAGACACAAAAUUCAGAUGAUCCAUAACUGAGAAUAUCCAUUUGAGGGUGCACAGGGUGCCAUAUUCCGAAAGGGUUACCAAAGUUCUCUCCUGUCUGCCUCCACAGUCAGAGGCAGCAAUGCUUCUGAAUACCAAUUUCUGGAAGCCACAGAAGGGGAGAGUCCUCUUGCCCUCAAGUCCUACUUGCAAGUUUCACAUAGACAUCUGGCUGGCCACUGUGAGAAUGGGAUGCUGGACUAGGAGAGCAAUUGGCCUGAUCCAGCAACCUGUUCUUGUGGACAGCUAUCACUUUGCUGCUGAGAGAAAGAAAUGCCAAGCAACUGUGUGGAAACAGCGGCUGCUCCAAUGGCCUACUGACAACAGUCUGGGUCACCAACACCUGCCAGGCCCCCACUGCCCUUCAUUGUUUCCAGCUACUAGCCACCACCACUAUAAUUCCCAUGCAUUACAACCACUUCAUGUGUCUUUUGUGAUCAAAUCUGCCAGCAUCUCUUAUUUCUUCUAAAAGGAGCUAUAGAAUGACACAAUGACACUGAUUUGUCAUUGUGUUAAGUGUCAGCCUACUUUACUGAAGGCACACUUUUCUACAUGUCUAGCAUAUCCAUGCAGGAAAACAACAUGCAGACCACGGCUAACCAAUGUUGUUGGACAACAGCUCCCAUUGUCGUCCCUGACCAUAGGGCAUGAUGGGUGGGACUGAUGGGAAUUGUAGUCCAACAACUUCUGGAGGGCACCGUGUGGAGUAUCCCCAAGAUGGCUCAUCAUCUCAUGAGACAUCAUAUACAUUUUUUCAUACAUAAAAGCAAUGGUAUCCAGAGGGAAAUGAUCAUAUACAAGAUAGCCUUUACUGUGAGUGUCAGAGGAAUGUUACUGCAGAGGAUGCAAUAUGUGUUUGUGGAGAUAGCGUUGUUUCUUAUAACAAAUUCUACUGGGGAGUUACCCAAGCACAAAUUGCACAUUGAGUUAGCUGCAUUAUCUUUUUCUUCAUUUUUUCACACUCUUAUCAUGUGCCCUUGGAAAAAAUCUCAGGAGCAAAGUGAUCCUAAAAAUAAUAUGUGUGCCUAAAAAUCAUAGGACCAGUACUUAAAUAUUUGAGUAUUUAAUAUUUAAGUAAGCAUGCUCAGGAUAUUUCCCCCCUCAGAUCUGCCUUGUUUUAAGAAAUCAGCUUAAACAUUAAAAGUUAUUAAAAUGCAAUAUGAAGAUAAUGAUAAUAUUUACAAUUACAUUUUACUGGCAGAAUAAUUGCAGUUUAAUGGCUGCCAAAUGCCUAUACUAUUUCAAUUAUGUUUUUCAUCAGUUUCUAAAUGAAACUUUGCCCAAUGGCACCUGUACUGGUGACCCAACUCUGGGUAUCCCAGACCUGGGGGGGGGGGGAGCUGUUUAAUUUUUAUAGAACUGUAUGCACAAGUAAACAAGUAAACCAUGCUGUGGUUUCAUGUUUACAUAAAUGCUGGGUUAAUGCUGCACCCAAAUCAUCCAGUAAUACAUGCUUAGGACAAAUCCACAUUUGUACAAAAGCAAGGACAGUCAUCCAUUUGAAGAGAUGUCAAAGGAUCGCAUUCUAUUAGAAGAUGACCUAGAUUUGACUGAAGUCAGGUUUAAAGAUAAAGGACCAUAGGAAGGGCAAGCAGUGACCUUGAAGUUGCCCAUCAACAGUGAACACCUGGACAAUAGCAAAGUACAGUACAUAGAUCACUUGGCCACAGUCUAUUGACAUUUACUUGUAAAUUUGCAUCUCUGCAUAUAAAUUUGCACACAAACAUUUUGGGCAAAUCCGCACCCUCUUUUAUCCUCCUUGGCAGUAUUAAAGCAGCCACUCUUUCUGUAACUGAAACAAUAUAUUCUCCCUGUUUACCACUGCCUGCUCUUCUGUCCCCUAUUUCAAAUUAAAUUGUAAGCUACUUGGAGCAAGGAUCUCUUUUCUGCUCUGUAAAGCAAGUUGGUGGCACUAUAUAAGUGACAAUAAUUAAAUGCGGGGACAUGAUCAGUUAUCCUGCCAUCGUUAAGAAUCAUGAAUGUAAGUUAAAAAUGAUGCUUUUAUUUCCCUGAUGUGCCUGUGUGUGUGCAUGUGAACACACCCACCAACUAUAUUUUAACUGGCAGUAGCUUUUCAUUUGGGGGGAUUAGAUUAGAUAUUAGAUUUUGAUAACAAUGCCAGUUAAGGAUAUAAAAAUGUUCUUUUCUGUAUAAUACGCUACAUUCAGCAAUGUUCUAGUCUGUGAAUUAAUUUUUAAUGUUUUCCUCUCUGAGGCGAUGGUGUUCUUGUUGUUAUUGUUUUCCUUUUUGGCAGCUUUAUUCAUGGGAGAAUAAAUUUCCUUUGAAGUGAAUGGUUGCCAGCAAUGGUGUACUUACAAAAGAUGAAAUCCAUUAAAAGCUUUGGACAAGAAAUCCCUCCGUGUAUGUAAAAAGGCCUCCAUUUUGUAUUCAGAGUGUGUGUAUGUGUGCACGCGCACGUGCAAUGUUGCUAUGGAGUUGAGGAAAUGAGAAUAGUUUUAGAAUGUGCCUAAAGGCAUUGGCUUCUAGGACUGCAUGAUUUCUUUAAAAAAGAAGAAUCAGACAACAUAGUCUUUUGAUGCCACUUAAAGCUGUAUUCUGUUUUUAUUGAAGUGAUUUAGAUUUUUGACAUUAGCCUUGGUAGAAGUUAUCUUAAAAAAUGUCAUUUCCCCCUUCACCUGUCUUUUAAAUUGAAUAUGUUUUCAGUGUUCAGUUGGUAUACAUGUAUUUUGAGUUUUGUAGAAAAAUUGCAAUCUUUUUUGUGGUCAUGUGGUGGCCAUGUGUUUGUGUUGUGCCAGGUUAUAUAUAAGAGCUAAUGUAAGCAUAAAAUUGCAACUGAUCUGUGUCAUGCAAACAAAUGAUUGCACCUAAUAUCUGCCACCUACUCUGUUUCUAGCAAUUUCCACCUAACUACUUUCACAAGAAAAAACAAAGACACAUUUACAGAAGAAUACUGUACGCUUGUUUGUUUGUUUGUUUGUUUGUUUAAAAAUGAAAGUUAAAAGAAACUUUUAAGCUAAGGCACUGUUCAGAAACCAAAAAUGCUACAGAGAAGGCAAGUGAAGGAAGGAGUCAAAUCCACAAAGGAUCUUUUGUUUCCUUUGACCAAGUUUGCCCUCCCAAGAAUACAAACAAGCUGGUCUAUUUGGCAGUAGAAAGCUCCAAUAGCAAUAUUAUUGCAUUUUGUAUAUAUUAUAUUAGGGACAUUUGCAGAUUUAGAGAGCUAGUCUAUUGCCUGAUAAGGCUUCAUGACAGUAAUAGUUCAGCUAUCUGUUGUACCCUCUUAGAUAAAUUAUUUCAUUUCUACUUGAAAACAAAUAGAACAUUUAUGAAGCCCAUAUUCAUUUUGUCAUGGUUUAGAGGUGGAAGAAGUCCAAACAUUAUCUCAGCUCAAUAAUGAUGGGAAUAGAGAGCUCAUUCAGGUUAUGUUCUAAAUGCUUUUAUUUGUUUCUUAUUUUGCAUUAGUACAAAAGGGAUUCAAUAUUACUGGGUUUUUGGAUUUAUCAGCUAUUCAAACUUGCAAUCACAGCAUUGUCUGCCUGUUAAUUCAUUACUACUAAAGCACAUUUACAAAGUCCACGAUUGCAGACUUCUCCAUAGUUACUGCUGGGAGGUGGUUGCUUGGAAUAUAGCAGGAUUGGCAGGAGAUGGGGACUGACCACCCAUUUGAGCUUUCCCAAUAUGCUGAUCUUCCUUUUUUAAAAAAAUGAUGUUUUCUGACUGACAGAAACACUUGAAAAAACCCAAAUGUUUUUCAAGACAAGCCCAGAAGGGAUCCACGCAUCGUUAACUCCAAGUCAAACUCAGAAGUAUGCAAGGCAUUUUGCAUUUCCACAUACCCAAACUCAAUUUUGUUGACAGACGAAACUUCAUGGCAUAGCCUACAUAGAUAGUUGGAAUUGUGGAGAGCUCAUUCCAAGCAACAGGGAAGUAAUCAAACACACCUUCUAAUUACUUCCUGGCUCCAGUCAAUGAUACAAAGACUGCAAUUUCCCAGCUCUGGAUUGUGACCAAGACACAGUCAUGGAUUUGGAAUCAGAGUACACACAGCCCUAAAGAAACUGAAGCUUUAUCUAAGACAAAAGCUUUGUUUUAAUUUUUUAAAAAUAUAUUUCUACACUACUUUUCCAGGUAAAUUGGGCAAAUGGUGGGUCUCAUUAUUGAAGGACACCCCACCCCAAUUGAAGAAGAAGAGUUUGGAUUUGAUAUCCCACUUUAUCACUACCCUAAGGAAUCUCAAAGCGGCUAACAUUCUCCUUUCCCUUCCUCCCCCACAACAAACACUCUGUGAGGUGAGUGGGGCUGAGAGACUUCAGAGAAGAGUGACUAGCCCAAGGUCACCCAGCAGCUGCAUGUAGAGGAGCGGGGAAGCGAACCCAGUUCAGCAGAUUACGAGCCACUGGUGUUAACCACUACGCCACACUGGCUCUCACUAUUGAAUAGUGAAUCAUCAGAACCUCAGACCAUUCAAUGGCAAAAUCGUACAGUGAUCCAUGCCACCACACCCAAGUUGGAAACAAGUCCAUCAAGAGGAGAUAGAAUGCCAUGAUAAUGCUAAAUCCAAACUGAGCCAGGACUUGAGGUUGUUAUGGUUACUGUCAAGCUCAUGAAGCUUUCCAUUCUAGAUACUAGAUGUUGGAGGGGUUUUGGAUGGGCUAGAUACUGUAUGGCCUUCUGCCUAUCCCUGCCCAGCUGUAAUCAUGGGGAGAACCCAAAAACAGCCACCCAAAUGGGAGAUGGGCAGAAUCAACCAGUGGCAUCAUCCCCAGCAGCUAUCAGGAACUCUCAAAACAGGGCACUUCAGGGUAGGGCUGGGCUGGGCUCGGAUAGGAUGUGAUUGCAAAGACCCUGAUUAGGGUCUCUUUGCUGUGCUAGCAUGGGAGCUAGCUCAGUAAAGGGACAUUAUUCCCUGUCCGACUUUCUGUGCUGGCUGGCACAAAUGGCAGCAUUGGAGCUGCCCAGAGUAGCUGGGGCAACCCAGUCAGAUGGGUGUGGUACAAGUAAUAAAUUAGUAGUAGUAGUAGUAGUAGUAGUAGUGGCUACAAGUCCUGCCACUACCAGCCAUUCAUCUGGAUUGGUAAUGAUCAGCAAAUCCUGCAGUCUCAUGCAUAGAUGAUAUAUGAAAUGUGUUGAUGCACUUCAUGUAUCUUUUUAAUUAAAAAAAAAGUUAAAAUGGCAACACAGAGGCCACCAUUCUGGGAAUGGGGACCACUGCAUCGAGGGAAGGGAACUAACCACCUUGCCAGUCUGCCAUGCCAUGCCACAGAAUUGCCACUUGCGAAACUUCUGUUCGCUUAGGAAAUCUGAGUGAGGGCAUCUGCUGUUGGCUGCCUUUCCAACUUUGUCUUCCUGAACAGCUCUUCUCACAGCUGCCACCGUGCUGUAGAAAAUGAGAGGCUCACAUAAAUAAGGAAGCAGGCAAAAGCAACAGUCAUGUUGGGAAACAAACACUCAGGUUUGUAACCACAGUGGUACAGCUAGAGCUGGACCUUGUGGCUGAUGCCCAGGACCCAACAAUCCAGGGGCUGCCUAGAUGACCAUUUGGAGAACAACAUAAUUGUGGAGGGGGGAGGAUAUAGCAUGGCAAACAGGCCCUGCAUCAGCCCCUGUGCUGGCAUGCACAUCCCAGGGCAUUGGUCAUUACAGCAUCCUUAUGAUCCUUUUUUCAAAAACACAUUUUAUACUCGUGGAUUGGUCUGCCAGACAUGUACAUGGUUACAGAUGUUCAUUUUAUUAUUUUUAUUUUGAGAAUAUAUUAUCCUCUUCCCAGUGCUAUUGUUCUAGAAAAAGAGUUGCCGGAACUCACCAUAAACACCUCCCUUGUUCUCUUAUAAUGACAAUGAUACCCACCUGAAAGGUGCCAGAACUGAGUUCUAGCAGAAAAAAGCCCUGCAUACACAUAUAAUAUAUAUUGCUAUUCUUUGUAACCACCUGAACCAACUAAAAUUGCUUUUUACACCCUUCCCAUUUUCACAGACAAUAUUGAGUUGAGCUUUAUUUUCUAUAUAUUUUCGCUUUUCUGUCGCACACAACAUUGAUGGUGCUUCUCUAAACCAGGCAAUAGAAUGCAUGUGAUUAUCUCCAUGGCACUUGGAAUGCUUCUGGCACUGAUUUCCUAGCACUCAAUUAAUUGCUUUUAAUGCUUGUUCAGGCACCGAUUUAAAUGACACUGGAGGGAACAAUCAAAUUGAUUAAUCCUCUGAAUCUGCUAAGCUUCUUGAAUACAUUACUACAGUCAUUUCAAUUUAGCAAAGGGAAAAAGGAAAAUGUCUUGGCAUUGUUUGGAUCUUAACAGCACAGGCAGCUCAAAUGUAGAUAUCUAAUUAUUAGCUCCACUUUCUAUUCAUUUUUCUGUCCCUUCAAAUUUACUAAAUUGCAUUACCCCAUGCUGACUGUUUCACAUUCACCGUGUUAGACUGGAUCCCAAUUCAACCUUAAAUUCAGAUUCUCAUUUUAGAUACUGUUAAAUUAUGACUCUGAGUCUUUGUUUACAAGAAUAGGACUUGUGUUUCAUUUCAAGUUACAGAAACAAACCCUAAAACAUUUUAUAUCUUGUGUCAUAUAGGAAUUCUAAUGGAAAGCAUAGUUCUUCUUUGCAAAUUCAUAACAAAAAGGGAGAUAUAACAUCAUUAAAUGUUAUGAUUUAAUAUGAAAUCUAUGGUUUUCCCAAUCAUAACUAUCAUUAAAUUCGUUUGGUAUAUGUGUAGGUCAAUUUACUUGAAUUUCAAAGCGAUAAAUUUAUUUUAAAUGGCCAUGUCUGUUAGAAAAAAGCUAAAGGGUACAAUUAGGUUGGUAACAUCUCUUUUAAAACAUGUUUGAAAUAAGCAGUAAUUUAUUAAAUAAAUCUAAAGUUCUGUCUGAGAAUGAAGAACCCAUGAAAUAAAGACUCUGACUAGUGCAUUCCAUUUCUACCCAAAAGAAAGCUGUGUUGCUUUCAAUGGGACUUAUUCCCAGGUAGGCAUAUAUAGCAGAAUCAGGAUCCUCAGGCCUGGAGGUCAAGUACAGUCUGCCAAGCCUCUCCACCUACUCUUCCCAGGUUUUGCCCCAACCUCGGCCGCACGUUGCUGCUACUAAGUGGCCCUGCUCCAUUAUCUCCUUGAGUGCUUUUAUAUUUCUGGAAUGUAUCAUUGAACUGUAGUAAUGCCUUUUGUUUACUUGGAUGGAUGGCGGAUGGAAAGAUAUUUUUAUGUGGAAACCUCUGGCUUUUGUGCGGCUGGAAUGUAGCCUCCUGUACAAAGGUAAGAAUCACACCUGUUGCUCCACCCACUUCCGCCUCUGGCUCUGCUCAUCACAGAUGGGAAGCCCCUGGCAAGUUGUUCAUGAGAAGUGGUCUUCAAGCUGAAAAAACGGGUUCCCAGCCUUGGUGUAUAGGUUCACAGUCUAAGUGCUUCCUCUCUCAGAAACAACAACAUGAAAAUAUAUCCUUUUCGAAAGGUAAGGGCUACUAAAAAGGGAGGGAAAAGUGCAAAGCAAACAAAACAAACCCUACUUUGUGCAAUUUCAUGAAAGAAGGUGACCAUACAAUGAGGAACUGUCCCAUUCUAACUGUUAUCAACAAGCUGAAAAUCACAAACACACACACACACACACACAACCUGGGGCAAGAGAAGGAUCAUGAUUCUAGUGUGCCAAUGAAAGUAGAGAGAAAUAUUCAGUAGAAUUUUGUGACUUGGGAAAACUAGACACCUUUUUUCUCUUAUCUGUAGCCAUUCUUGAAACGAGUGUGAAGGUUGAUGUUCAUAUUUCAUAGGAAAACUAACAGAAGAUGGAAGUUUGUGGAGGCAGAGGAAAUGUCAUUACCAAAGCACUGAAUAACUAUGAUAUUUAAAACGACUGAGGGGAAGCAUUAUAACUUCUGCUGGAUUCUUCUUUAUUCUGAAUUCCACUUUGUAAGCAUGAACAAAUCCACUUGAUAUUUGGAAUUUUGGGAAGUUACUUGAAGACUCCCAGUGCUCUUCAACCUGUAUUUUCCACCCCUUAAGGGCCGGGGCAUCACUCUAGCAGUGUGGAAAAGUACAGCAGAUACACCAUAGAGAUGGGAAGAGGGCAACCUAAUCCCCACACCCCCAUGUGGUUCACUUGCUGCUGGUGGUGUUCUCAGUACAGUUUCACACAAACCCCAUCAUUCUUCUGCCAGUCCUCAAGUUCAUUUUAUUUUAUUUAAAAACCUGCAAUUGGAGUUUUAUUUGUUUUACUCUAGGUAUAGGCUGCUCACUAUCCCACAGAUCUCAAAGCAAGAAGGGGGGGGGGAACCAAAACACACAUAUAUGUAGAUUAUUACCUGGACAUAGAACAAACUAGAAAUGUGAUUGUUUUCUUUGCUUUGCUAAAAGCCAUGCCAAGUCUUCUCCCACCUUCUAGAGUUAGUUAAGUGAAAGAGAGGGCUGUUACAUUACAUCAGUUCUGUACCUACGUCAACAGCUCAGCUAUACCCCUUAGUCCAGGGGGGUUACAGGCUGGGAUUCAAUCCUGCCUGAAAGAUUACUGUUGACCUCCAAGAAGAGUAUGGAAAAGGGGAAGCCACAAGCUACAGACUUCUAAUGAACUUAAGCUCUUUGUUCUUCUUACUGCUUCUCCCUCAGAGAGCUCCUGAGCUGCUGCUGCCUCCCAGUGUUGAGCAGAAGGACCUUAUGAAGACAGCUAGGUUGCCCUUGUGAAAGAGUAACUUCCUUGGGAUUUGUGCCCAUUUUGCUGGCACAACCUGCUUUUCCAGGAAAGGCUAAUCAAUCUUGGGCUGUCGGGUGGGGAGGAGGAGGAGACCUGCCUUGCACAUAGUAUUGUGUCCUGUUCUGAUUCCUUAAUAAAUCUUACCUCUAAUCUAUUCCUGAGUCCAAAGCAUAUACAGCUACAUUGGUUGUUGUACCACCCAAUUCUAAACACUAAGUUACUUAAGAUUUAAGUACUGUUGAGUGUGUGUGUUUAGGAGCACAGCCUAACAUGUUUUGAUCUUAUAAGUUUCUAAUAAAAGUUAUAUUGUAACAGGAGCAGCCAGGGGACCUGGGAAAGCUGAAAAAUCUCUUUCGAUUAUGUUGAGAUAAUCCCGAUUUGCCUGUUUAGAGUCCAUUCUCACAGAGGGGGGGUAACAUUUCUUUUCCUAUUAUGGAUUAGGGUUUGUUUUGUUUUGUUUUUUAAGGUUGUUCCAGUUCCCUUGACAUACGCUUGAUCAUCCCAUAUAUCAGAAAUGACUUGUUCCCAGAAUGGCACUCCCAGCAUGGGCUACCCAGUAUAUUCAAAGACUUUCUGGGUAUUAGCGGCAGCUAGACUGGUGACUGGGUGCGGCCGCCGAGACCACAAAACACCAGUCUUAAAGCCCUAAACGGCCUCGGCCCAGUAUACCAGAAGGAGUGUCUCCACCCCCAUCAUUCUGCCCGGACCCUGAGGUCCAGCACCAAGGGCCUUCUGGCGGUUCCCUCACUGCAAGAAGUGACGCUACAGGGAACCAGGCAGAGGGCCUUCUCUGUAGUGGCACCUGCCCCGUGGAACGCCCUCCCACCAGAUGUCAAGGAAAUAAACAACUAUGACGUUUAGAAGACAUCUGAAGGCAGCCCUGUUUAGGGAAGUUUUUUAUGACUGGUGUUUUAAUGUAUUGUUAAUCUUUUGUUGGAAGCCACCCAGAGUGGCUGGGGAAACCCAGCCAGAUGGGCAGGGUAUAAAUAAAAAAAUAUUAUUAUUAUUAUUAUUAUUAUUAGUGGGCAAGUGACCAUCUUGAAAUAGUUCUGCCCUAAACAGGAUGACCUUGAUGGCAGAAAGUGAGGAGGAAUUAAAGAACCUUUUAAUGAGGGCCUGAAGCUCGACAUCAAAAAAAAUUGGAUCAUGGCCACUGGUCCCAUCACCUCCUGGCAAAUAGAAGGGGAAGAAAUGGAGGCUGUUAUGUACUGAUGUUCUCACCCUGGGCCAGCAGGGGGAUACUGUAGAUAGUUAUGCAAAUGAAGGAUCGAAAGUGACGUUCUGUGAUUGGAUAGUUUUAGAAAGUCACAACAGUUACAAUUGUUCUGGAGCUCUAUAUAAGCAGGCUGACUGAGCUCCUCAGUUAGUUCUGUUCUGGCAUCUGAAUAAAGAAGAGCUGUUUGAAGAAUCACUGUGUCGUCUGAUAUGUUCACCCACAACUUAACAGAGGCAGUGAGACAGUGAGAGAUUUUACUUUCUUGGGCUCCAUGAUCACUGCAGAUGGUGACAGCAGUCACGAAAUUAAAAGACACCUGCUUCUUGGGAGAAAGGUGAUGACAAACCUAGACAGCAUCUUAAAAAGCAGAGACAUCACCUUGCCGACAAAGUUCCAUACAGUUAAAGCUCUGGUUUUCCCAGUAGUGAUGUAUGGAAGUGAGAGCUGGACCAUAAAGAAGGCUGAUCGCCAAAGAAUUGAUGCUUUUGAAUUAUGGUGCUGGAAGAGACUCUUGAGAGUCCCAUAGACUGCAAGAAGAUCAAACCUAUCCAUUCUGAAGGAAAUCAGCCCUGAGUGCUCACUGGAAGGACAGAUCGUGAAGCUGGGGCUCCAGUACUUUGGCCACCUCAUGAGAAGAGAAGACUCCCUGGAAAAGACCCUGAUGUUGGGAAAGAUGGAGGGCACAAGGAGAAGGGGACGACAGAGGACGAGAUGGUUGGACAGUAUUCUUGAAGCUACCAAUAUGCGUUUGACCAAACUGCGGGAGGCAGUGGAAGACAGAAGUGCCUGGUGUGCUCUGGUCCAUGGGGUCACGAAGAGUCGGACACGACUAAACGACUAAACAACAACAACAAACAGGAUACACCAGGCUCAAGAUAUGGAAUAUAUCUGUAUCAUGAAGUGGUAUUUGUCAGGUAUACCAAACAUUGCCACCAGCUAGCUCCAUCUUAAUGCUCAGACACUUAUGAGCGGUUUGAUUCCUGCUAUACUUUCUCUGCAUUUUUCUCUUUCUUCCACCAGUGUAAAAGAUUUUCCCCUCCUUUUUUUAGUAAAGGAGAAAAGAAGGGAAAAUGGGUCCUUUGUGCCAUUCAUUAGUCUGUCAGAUUGCCUAAGAUUGGCAGUCAGCCCUCGUAUCAAAGCCAUUGUUCUUGGUGUAUUUCGUUGCUGGACAUGGUCCCAGUAGCACUGGAAGGCUGCCACAGAUAUGGCAAUGGCAGCAGCUUCAUAACAGCCUCUCUUUAUUCUGGCAACUCAAAGCCAGCCAAAUUGUCCCUGUUCCAUGGCUUUUAAGUAAAGAAAUGCUGUGCCAUGUUCUAUGGGAAUGAGAAUACAAGACCACAGUACAGAGCAUAACUGAAAAUACAAAGAGCCAGCCACUUGGUUUGUGUAGAUUUGGUGGGGGGGGGACAAUAACAAUAACUGCAUUGCCAGGACAAAAUUGGAAUAUGGCAUCACCCUGGAAGAUCAGAUCUCUUCCCUGAGAUAUGAUAAGAAAUAAAUAUAAGAUGAAAGAGACACUGAGCAUGUGCAAAGUACAAAGUGCAUUUCCUCCUCACCUGUGAGUAACCAGAACCAGCCUUCGUGUACAUCUGGGAUAAGUGGGAAAGACUCAUUUGUUGACCCACAUCAGAAAACCUUUUUCACCUGAUUGCCAUUCCGUGAAUGAAAUUAUAAAAUUCAGAAUGGGUAGCAGACAGGGAAAUGGUGAGCAGAUUGGGCACAAAAUUCAUGACAUGAGCAAAGUGGUAAUCAUAAACCAGGCAUGUCCAAAGUUUGUUUCAAGGGCCUAAUCUGGCCCGUUGGCUGGUUUAAUCCGGUCCCUGUGGCAGUUUAUUUCCUGGGGUAAAAUCCUAAAAAAAACCCUCAACAACUUAAAUCCUAAAAAACUCAACAACUUCAGUCUUAAGGAAAGCUCAACAACUUUGGUUGUUCCUUUGGUCGGCCCUCAGGGCCCUUCACUUCAUCAAAUCUGGCCCUCUUUGAAAAAAGUUUGGACACCACUGUGACAUAAGCUGUCCUCUUCUGCUCUGCAAAGAGCCAUGCAUAUUAAUAAACAAACGGCUAAGCAAUGAUGGGGCCACCUAGUGGAAACUGCUUGAAACAAUGCGCACACUGCAGUUCAUAUGGGGACUACAGUAUUAUAGGUAGACCCACAUUGCAGCCCACUGCCCAUUUAACUGCUUCAGCAAUCUGCAACCCUGUCUUGGUUUCUGCACAAUAUAAACAGAGCUUCAAAACAACUAGAAAAACAUAGUGUAAAGUCAUUAGAAGAACACUGUAAGCUAUUUUGUUGCUAGAUUGUUCCAACACGAGUGUGUUUUCUGUAAGAAGAGCUGUUUUCUUGCUGUAAAACACUGAUUAUAUUAUCUCGCAAAGUGCCACUUUUUGCAUGAACAGGUCUCCACCUUACAACAGGUGAACAGCAAACAUUCUAAGUAACAGCCGAGACAACAAGGAGAAAUUGAAAAGCUAUUUCUUAAACAGCAUUUUGAAGCGAAGAUCACAAGAAGCCAUUUAUUCGCUUUUUGUAGAUCAUUCUAGAGAUAUUCAGAUAGUUAAGGUUUUUGCCAUCUGCUUAAUCUAAAGGGGGCUCUUGGGGCGGGUAAUUAGCAUCCACAGUAUAAUUUGCUAUUUAGUGAAUGCUCUUUUUUUUUAUUUGCAACUACUCAGAGAAAUACAAACCUCCCCCGAGCCCUCACCUUUUAUCAGUGCAGAUAUCAAAUGUUGUUUCACCUAAGUAAGUUUUGUGCAGUUCUUGUUUCUUAUGCAAAUAAAAACAUCUACAGACAACUCUUCAGUGUAGCAGAAAUUGCUCUGAUUAGUGCCUUUUGCCUAAGAGGGGAUUGUGUACUUAAAAACUACUUACUUGUAAUGAAACUUUGGGAAUUUUAUUUCCUUUGACAAUUAUAAAAUCAAAGUAGUUUAUUAUCUCAAAGAAAGUGGUGAAUUUUGAUUUAAAAACUGCUCUGUCAAGAUCCUUGGUGAGAUUUUAGCCAUCUCUUUAAAAAGAAAAAUACUUAGACUUACCACAAACAUUAGGGGCGAUAGCCAACUAAGAUACUCAGAGUAGACCCAUUUAAACCAAUUGACUUAAUUUGAUUUCUGUGGGUUUACUCUGAAGACUUAGUUGGACAUAACUACAGAAGAGUUUCAGAUUGUUUUAAAGUCCUUUAUAGGUCUGGACCAACCCGGUGCUUAUAAUAUAAAACGCACAUUUUAAUAGCUCAGUUGAUAAAACUAGAUCUGUGCUAGUUGCAAUUUUCUUUAAACACUGCAUGAAAAAAUAUGCACAUUUUUGUAAAACCAUGUCAGUUGCAAUAAUCAGAUUUCUCUUUAGUCAUCUAAAAAUGAAUCAUACUUUUGGUAAAGAGUCCUGUAUAUGACACAACUUGACAGUAAAAUACUGAAUACUGAAAAACUUGGACUGCUUGUAUUGGAAAAGUGAGUGAUCUAACCUGUUAUCCAUCCAACCCUGUUUCCCCACAAGGGCUAAUCAAGGCUGAAUACGCAGGGGCUCCUUUUACAAGAUGGCCUAUAUAAAGCAAAGAUAAUGCCAGCUGGUGCUGUUUGAAAGAACACCUUGGGAAAAGCAAAUAUACCCUCUUUCAUUUUAAACAGAGAUAAUGAACAGCUUGAUCUACAACCUUGUUCCAAUGCUGUACGUAUGAUGCUCUAAACAUUUUCCUGGACAUAAUUAGGAGAUUGAAACAGAAAAGUAAUACUAGUACUAAUACUAAUACUAAAAUGUGUUUUUGAAAAUAUUGUGUAAUAUAUUUUGAAAUAAAUUAUGAGAUAGAUUGAAAACAUCAGAUAGAUGCCUAGAUGGGUUACAAUGUUAAAAUAUAAAAUAGUAGUGCUAAAAUGGCUUUCAGUGUCCAGAGUAUGAUAUGUGUAAUAUCAGUGACCUAUUUUUUUUUUAAUUUGAAAUAAAUAGCAUUAUGAGUAAUGUAUUAUGGGUGAUUUUAUAACACGUAUAGGUUCACAGAAAUAUUAAGCUUCAGAAUACAUUGUUUUAGAUUAUAAUUAUAAUUUGUGAGGUAGAAUAGCAGUAAUUACACUCAUGUGAAAGAAUGUUUGGAUACAAAAUCUUCCAGUUAACAAUAGAAAUUACAACUGCCAAAUCAAUGAAUGUGUAAAAUAUUUUUGUUACUUUGACUUUUCUCUUGCCUUCUAAUGAGAUCUUUUCUUUUAUCCAGUGUUUGCUUUCUCUCCAAUCCCAUUCACUGUCAGAUUUAGUAUUUCUCCUCCAAAUCCCAUUUUACCUCUUUUUUUAAAAAAACCAAACACAUUUGUUUAAAAAAAUAAAAUGAAAGAAGGCAUUAGUAAUUAAUUUCUUAUGACACAGAUCUCUUCUUAGAAGGUUGCAAUCCAGUAGCCUCAAACUCAUUGGUCUCAGUACGAUCUACUGUAUCUAUUGAGUUGAUUGGGAUAAGGUUGUACUGUAAGAACAUGGAAGGGAAAAAUUCAAAAUCCAGUAGAUUUUAAUAGUUUCUGUUGGGAAUUGCACUUAACUCAUUUUGAAUAGAAGAGUUUACAUUUCUCACUUCUGCUAAUUCAUAGGCAAUUCAAAGAAGUUUGAUACAUGUGAAUCCUUCUCAGCAUCCAGCAGCAUUUUGGAAAAUCAAGUCCUGGUUUUCUUAGUAUUUACAUAUCUUUGGAAAGAUGAUGAUGGUGGCUUUUCUCCUGUGGGUCAUCUUGGCUCGAGGCAUUGUGGCACGUUGCAGUCCAAACAAAGCAGGUAAAAUAGCUGCAUACUAUUCCAGCGAUGUUAACCUCUUGCAAUUAAAUACGCUUCCAACUGCUUAGUUUUAUUUAUCAAGAGAUCCACAGAUAUUCAUUACAACCUGUUUGUGACAAUGUAUAUAUGGGCUUGGAUUGAAUGUUCUCUGACUGCCAGUGCAAGGACUGUUGCACUAGCGUAAUAUUGGUCGUGCAGUAUGAAAUCCAGCACAAGGAUCCUAGUGAAAAAUUGCCAUGCAACAGGUGGUACAACACAGAGGCAGCAAGCCUUGUUUCACCGCUUGAGGCAAGACGAGAAUGUGCUGUGUGCUCUGUGAGAUCUCAGGAGAUUGUGAUUAGAUUGUUUGGACCAUGUAUCCUUUGGCUUUUCCAUCAGCACUGGACACCUCAUCACUGAAAUUCAGUACUGGAACACAAAUUAAGGGCCUGUUGCUUUCAUAAAUGGUGGAUUAAUGUGAGACAGUAUCCCUGUUCUUGCUUUGGAAGUGUAAUUUGGAGAUUGCGGGGAAAGAGCUGAAAGAGUCCAAUAUCUCUGCCGGCUUCUUUGGAGUGUGUCACACACACAUAAUAGCACCUGCAAUAGUACCUUUGUCUAGAUAAAGGAAAGAACUUAUCUGAAUCACUGCCCCUAGCCCCUGUUCAGGGUACCUGUAAUUAAACUGAAAUGUUAGCAGCUGAUUAUUCUCUCUCUCUUUAAUUCAGUGCUUUUUUUCUUGGGGGAAGCUGGGGGACGCAUACCCCUAAACAUGUUGUGAAUCUAAGUUUGGCCUCAUGGAGGGGCAGUAUUUCAAUAUGAGUGGGGAAAUGGCAGUACCCCUAAACAUCUUUGUAGAAGAAGAAAAAAGCACUGCUUUAAUUGCAAACUGAUGUGUAAAUGUGGAAAAUUGAAGACGGGAAAUGAGAAACCGAGAGAAACCGAAAGUGACAGAUUCACCCAUCUGAACAUGAUGUGGCAUGGACAUAGCCUGCAGGCAUCCUAAUGUGUACAUUGGGGUUGCAGGCUGCUGCCUCCUACCACGUGCAUUUUUUAAAUGUCGUUUGAACGUCUGGAGAAACAACUAGUUGCCGAGCUGAACACUUGAUUUGAGUCCAGGCUUACCAGAGCUAAGCCUUCGAACUUGUGUUUUCACUGGCAUUUGCAAAAUAAUGAUAGAGGCGCAUUUUGUAAUCACUUAACCAUGCUCUAGUAGUGCAUUCCUCUCGCUCCUUUUUUUUACUUCUAGAUGCCAUUUUGGUGUACUGUUAUCCUAAAACCAUAAUCGCAAGAAUCCCGGAAUGUCCUUAUGGGUGGGAAGUUAAUCAACUGGCUCUUGGAGGAAUUUGCUACAACGGGGUCCAUGAGUCUGGGUAUUACCAGUUUACAAUCCCAGAUUUGUCACCCAAAAAUAAGUCAUACUGUGGAACUCAAUCUGAUGUAAGUAGCCAAAGUAUAAAUGCUUCCCCAAGUUGGAUGGUGACUGUGUCCAAUAAAUGUCUGAAGCUGUUCAUGCCUUUCCUGAGACUUUCACCAGUUUUACAACUUUUUUUAUUUAUAAUUUGAAAAACAAUAGAUUCACAAUAUCUCAUACCUUUUCAACAUUGUUUUAUAUAGAUCCAUUGUUAAAAUUUAUAUUUGAUCCCUGAUAGCUUCACCCUGAUGGAACACACACUGCUGGCCCUAUCCAUUUAAUGUACAGGCAUUUAAAAUGACAUCUGUACAGCUCUGUGCACUAGGGAGAUUUUCACACUUGCGGCACAUGUGCAAUCAUGGGUGCCAUGCCACACAUCCCUAUGCAGACCCUGUACUAAAUAGGCGUAUACCUAGGGCUAACACUGCAGAUCAGCUCCUACUUCACACAUUCCCUUGUACAUGUGGGGAAGAUCUGAAUGGAGAUUUGGGUGUAUGUUUAUGUCUAAUCCAUCUAAUAACUACAUACAGAGUCCCUCUGUAAUCUAAUCUAAAAAUAUGAAGUUUGGAGCAAAACAACAACAACCCACAGACUUUAAUAACCAACUUAUUUAUAGGCCAUGACUUUUUGCUGGCAAAAGUCUAUUUCACCAGAUCAGUCACAGUGUGCUUCCUGCAUGUUCUCUCAUGUGUGUUUACUCUUUCAGAAAUUUGAGAUAAUGUAGAAGUGAACUCUUGACGUGACCGUGUAAAACAAAAAUGGCAUAUGCAGUGUCACUGUUUACCUCUUGAUCUUUUCAUGGUUGCAGUUCAAAAGCCCCAUCUAUCAUUUCUAUAACUCCAUCGUCUCCAAUGACACCUCUGUGAUUGUGAAGAGUCAGCCUGUAAACUACUCAUUUACAUGCACAUACCAUGCAAACUAUCUGGUGAACCACGCUGCCUUUGACCAAAGGUAACUCUGCCUCGAUUCAAUUGGCCUUCAUCUUCUAGCAUAUGCCUCACUCUGCAUUCAACAGUGUAUGAUUCAGUCAUGUGACAUUUCCUGCCUCUUUUAGAGUGGCAACUAUUCAUGUGAAGAAUGGCAGCUCCGGUUCAUUUGAAAGCCAGCUGUCCCUCAACUUCUAUACUGUAAGUACCCUCUGUGUCUGUCUGCUGAUUUCCACUGUAAAUUUUUCGAUGGUGCAAUGGUGAAGUGAAGAGGCCAAAAAUAUGCAAAUGCAUAGGAAACUGCCUCCAUUUUACCAAAUGUAAAUGAAAAAGUUGAUUGUAGACAUUCAGUUACUCUUUGGGGGUACCAUAGGCUACACAAACUAGCAAGCCGUAACAGUGGUUUUUAGGUUUCAAACAAGUGAGAUUGCAGCAAGAUUUUGCCAUCAAUCCAGUCAUGCAUUCUUCCAUUCCAUUCCCCUUCCUCCCACAUCCCCCCUUUUUUUUACCCUCUCCAGCAUUCCAUGGCCUUAAGCAUGCUCAUCCUCACUGGACUUCCCAUUCCUUAGUUUCCCCCUAAACCAUUAUUAUUAUUUCUUGUGCUUCCUCCAAGCCUGUGGAUACCUUCUUACUGGUGUGUGGUUAAUGCUGUUUCAGCUAUGUGGCAUUCAAAAAAUGUAUUUUGCUAUUAGUAUGCAUAAGGGUUUCCUAUUAGUCUGUAUAAUAAGAUAUGUGCAUGUGCAGUCAUCACUUAAGCAUUUCUUAUUCAAUAUUAUAAACAGCUUGCAUUCAAAAAUAUUUGGGUUAAACCAAGAAUUCAAUGGAGUUCUGCUUGUGGAAUGGCAUGAUUUCAGGCCUUGGCAGUUUGGAGUCCCUUUAGAAUGCGUAAGAGAUGGCCUGGGGGAUGUAGGGAGAAAUGGUGAAACUCACCUCUUCUCCACUUCCAGUCACUGGAGCUUCACCUAGAUCCAAACUCAUUCUGCAAAUGGAAGAAUUUCUCCCAUUCACAGAAUGGCAGCUCCGCACUGUGUUUUUGGUAGUGUGGUGUGGACUCUGUACUAUUCAUUGUGUGACAAGAAGUUUCACUUAUAUAAAUCAUCGCUUGAUGCUGUAGUCACUGGGUGAUAAUAGGCAUGCAUGUAUCAACUCACUUAGUUUUUGCACCAGAUGCCAGAGCCACAAUUUGACUGUAACCAUGUAGGUUUUAAGAUUUUUAAUUUAUGGGCCCCUUGGCUGGCAUGGUGAGCAUAUGUCUUGCAGCAGAACAAUUCAUUACUUAUGUAAACAUCUGCUGUAUUAUAGGCUGGUCUGGUACCACUCAAUUAUUCUAUGGACUUGAAUUAUGUUAAUUCAAAUUUUGUAGCAAAUGAACCCAGCAUUGAGAUUCUUCCCUACAUUACACCAAACAUGCCCUUAGGAUCUGAUUGUUUACUGAACUGAUCAUGUAACAAUGUACUAUGCAGACUGCUUUCUACAUCAUCUUUAUAUAUUUGCAGUUCCAAACUGCGGUCCAAGCACUGUACUCACAGCAUUCUGCACUAGUGCUGUAACUGACGCCAUUAAACCCUCCCGAAAGCCACAAACAAAGGGCAAUGACUAUCUUGUCUUUUAGGUCUCGCUACGCAUAGAAGUUCCUUUCAUUCCCCCUGAAAUUUGCCUAGCUAUCCUCUGAAUCGAGAAGAUGCUUAUUGUUCUCUUGGGAUCUUUAUUCCGCUUUGUGUUUGGUUUCUCAUGUUUGUUCCAGGUUAUAAGGCUUUUAACUGAAAGUUCUAACCCCCUUUCAGUAUUUUGGUACAGUAUGUGUGAGCACACUCAGUGCUUGAAUAGAAAUCAACCCCAAAUCUCUUUCUGUCAAAUUUCAGACAGAGGGUGGCCCAGAUUUUGCCAUGAAUAACUGAAGAGGCCAGACCUCAAGAUACUCUAGCAGAGAUUCUCUCCAUGGGGUCAGGUGACUGACGUUUUCCCAUGACCCUAAAGUAAUAGAAUGUCACUGAAACUGCACUGUGUUGGUGUUUAUAUUCCUUGUUUCAGCACACCUAGAAUAAAAGACUGUUGGAAAAUUGUCUGUAACAGUUACUUAACUAGCUGUGGCUUGGGGAUGAAUUGUGGUAAACAGGAGAGCAGAAUGCUGUUGUAGUUGUGGGUUUCCUGCAGGCAUGUGCCUGGCCACUGUGAGUAUAGGAUGCUGGACUAGAUGGGCCAUUAGCCUGAAUUGCCAGGUUUACUUUGUUUUCUUAUGUAUUUAUGUAUAUUUCACCAGCUUGUGUGUCUUGGUUAUUUAUCAACUUCUUUUUUCAGAAUAAAAUUUGUUGUGCCCGAGUUCUUACUGCUCUUCUGUUAUACUAUUAAGAAUAGGCUGGAAUCCAACAAGUGGUUUGACACUGACCGAUUGAGCCUUUUUGAGCACUGAAAUAACUAACGUAGCUCAGGGUCAGAACACAUACUUUGCCUGCAAACCGUCCACAAUACUGAGCUUAAUGGUCCAACUUGGUCUAAGGCAGCAGCUUCUAUUCCUAAUUCAAUGUAAUCAUCAUGAGAGAAAGCCUGGGGGAGGGUGGAUUCAGUUGCAAAGUCAUUUCGCUAUCUUUCUUUCUGACAAUUUUCCACAUCACAAAUGUCUUGCAUAGCAUGCACCAGCCAGGUUGGGUGUGUGUUAUGUGAUAUAUAUCCCUGAAUCAAUUUUGUACUUGAGUCAUUUCACCCAGCAGUUUUAGCAUUGGAAUUUGAGAAGACAUUGUGUGAUUUGAUGCUUCAUGGACAAUUAAUCUUGUGCCUUGCUCACCAGAGAAAUGUGUGGCUUUCCUCAUUCAGCACUGCAUGGCUGGCUAUGGCAAACUGGUAGUUGGAUGUUGCCAAUAAAUGGUUCCCCCCCCCCUCUGAUUCUGAUCAGCUGGUUGCUGUCCUUUAUAUGUGGCUGUUCAGUGAUUUGCAUGGAAUAGUUCCUUCUAAGCCACAUUUCUUGAGCUUUCAUUGAAGCAUUACACACUCGACUUCAAGGCAUCCUGUUGUUGAGCCAAUUUAGGGCAAACAUCAUAAGAAUGUUAAGAAAAACAAACGAAACACAGAUACAAAAAUGGCAUAAGGGGAAACUGCUGGUGACAGAGUAUCUUUGCUGACAUUAUAUCUAAUUGUUAAGCUUUUGCUGUUCCUCCUUUGCAUUACUAACCCAUUCCUCCAUUUUCCCUCUCAGAAUGCCAAGUUUACAGUCAAGAAGGAAGCCCCCUUCGUAGUUGAAACUUCAGAAAUUGGUUCAGACAUAUUUGCUGGCGUAGAAGCAAAGGGCUUAAGUAGCAGGUGCAACUUUUCGUCAAUCAACACCAAUGUGAAAUUUUCAUUGAAAUUUUCACUCGUCUGGUACUCACAUCUCUUUGUCUCCUCAGAUUUAAAGUAGUUCUGACUAACUGUUGGGCAACCCCCUCAUCAGAAUAUUUCUUUCCAGUCCAGUGGCCUCUGAUAACUAAGGGGUAGGUAAAUUUGUGAGAAGGUCAACAUAAACAUUACUCACAUGAAAUGGAACUGUUGUGGGUAAGCAUAUCUUAAGAAACCAAUGAACCAAUGCCAUCCUGAAGUUAAUAGAAUAAAAUUUAGGCUAGGCAUAACCCUCGGCCAAUAAAGCGAGAUGAGCGCCGCAACCCCAGAGUCGGUCAUGACUGGACCUAAUGGUCAGGGGUCCCUUUACCUUUAAUGUCAAAUGAAGUACUUUUCUAGUAAUAUUAUACAACUCAGGCCCCAAAUAUAUGAAAGACCACCUCCUUCACUCUUGGGUGCUGAGAUCGGAAGUUCUCUUGGUAGUUUCUCUGUCCUCAAAGGGUUGGGGGAUGGCAGCCCGGGAGAGGGCAUUGUCUGUGGUGGCCCCUAAGUUGUGGAACUUCUUCCUCACAGAGGCACAGCCGGCAGCUUUAUUAUCCAGUUUCUGGAGAAUGCUGAAGACAUACCUCUGACUUUUGACAUUUGAGAUGCAUGUUUUUAGGACCCACCUUAUUGUUAUCAUUGUAGGUUGUUUUAAAAAUAAUAAUAAUAUUGUGCUUUAAUGUUGUAACCCACGCUUGGACCUUAGGGUGAAGGGCAUGUAAUAUAUAGAUAAUCGUACAUGUGAUAUAGUGUUUGCCUGUGAGAUCAGUAUAUGAUGUGGUUUGAGCAAAUCAUUAGGGGUUUUGAUCCAAGGUUUCACUUCAUGUAGUGGUGAUUUUUUUACACCAAGUGGUGGCCAAGUUGAUGCUCUCCAGAUGUUGGACUACCAUUUCCAUCAGCUCCAGCCGACACAGACACUGGUCAAAGAUGAUGGGAGUUGCAGACCAACAACAUUUAUAGGACAAGGACACUAUUUUGGCUACCCUGUUCUCUGCAACAUUACUACUGUUUUCAGUCAACCAGAAAUAAUUAGGACAGACAUUUCACUCUCUCAUUUUUGUCCAAUCACAGCUUCUUUUUACACAACUGAAUCUAACAUUCAGAGGUGCUCAGUUUGUCACAGAAACCAUGCUAUGUUCUUGCAUUAACCGCAAUAAAUUCAGUGAUAGUAUUAGAGAUAAGAGAAGAAAAGGAGUGCCUUAUUGUUCUUCUCCUUCUAAGAGUGCCUGUUAUCAUGUGGCUCAGGUGCCCCACAGAUGACACCAUCAUAGUGCAUGAAAAUGGGAAAGACAGCCGCGCGACCUUCCAGUUUAAUGCAUUUCGUUUCCGGAAUAUUCCCAAACUCUCCAAGGUGUGGCUGCACUGUGAGACGCAUGUAUGUGACAGUGAGAAGUUAUCGUGCCCUGUGGUAAGUUUUUUGUUUGUAGCAAUUAAGAAUGGAGUCUAGCCGGCAAAAACAAAAACAAAAAAAAACCUGCGCAUUCCCAAGGAAUUUUGAUUGAACCUUUUGAAAAAGAAAAAGAAUACAUUUCUCAUUUUGUUACAAGAAACAACUUAAGACUUUGCUGGAUUGGGUAGACUGCAAAUUUUGGCACAAUCCCGUGGUUCCAACCCCUGCUCUGCCUUAAAGGUCCUUGGGCCAAACAGUCACUGUCUCUCAGCCUAGCCCACUUCACAGUGUUAUUGGAAAGGUAAUAUAGAGUAGACGUCACCAUGCUUCCCCGGUCUCCUUAGGGCAGGGGUUUUGAACCUUUGGGAGGAAUUCAACAUUGCACUACUAUGAUCAUUCUAAUAGCACAAGCAUUUUUGUUUGCCCAGUGCAAUGCUCUUCUGGGGUUCUCCCCAAAGAGAGGAUUCAUUGUCCUGCUAGCACAUCAGUUUCGUUGAAUCCAACCCUACGGUCAUCCAGCUCCCGUCGGCCCCAGCCAGUACUGCCAGUACUCAGGGAUUAUGGGAAUUACCGUCUAGCAAUAUCUGGACGUCCAUAAGUUCUAUAUCCCUGCCUUAGAGGAAGACAACUGCAAUAAAUGGAAAUUAGAAAACUAUGGUUCUUCUCACUAGGAGGAGCCAGAGCAACACACGGGACAAUGUUUGUUUGUGGAUAAAUUGUUUCUAGAUUCCAGACCUACCCAGGGCUCCUCUCAGAGGUGGAUUUAGGGGAGCACGACCAGUUCAGUAACACUGGGCACUGCAACUAUGAUGUAGAGUGGAAGGCAAAAGGCGGGAGGUGGCAAACACUGGUGUUGUGCGGGGGCACCACUGAUACUUGGCCAUUAUGAUAUCUGCAUAUGCAACUUCAUUCCUCCAUAUACCCAUGGAUACAUGUAGCUAAAUAGCAGAUAAUCAGCACACACCUUUUUGAUUUUGGGUAGCUGAAAGAAACUUCUGUAACUGCCAACAGUUUUCUUUGAUUCUUGGUUUUGGGUCAAAUUGAAACAAAAGCAGAACAUCCAAAUCUUGUCUGAUUGCUAUUGCUGCCAUCUGGCAGCUGGCUAACCUGCUGGAAAAGUGAUGGAUGGAGGUAUCAUGUUGCAGCACAUCUUUGGGAGAAUUUAGAGCAUGAAACAUGUAAUAAUAAUAACAACUUAUUAUUUAUACCCCACCCAUGUGGAUGGGUGAUAAAACAUCAAACAUUAAAAACUUCCCUAAACAGGGCUGCCUUCAGUGUUAAAUCACAUGACAGUGGAAACUGAAUGAAGACACCACACAUUGCCCAGAAAUCACCAGUUUAUCUCAGGCCAGAAAAUAUAAUUGGAUGCUAUUUUUUUUUAUUACAGUGAAUUUGAAUAAACCAUGCAAGGAGAAAUCCUCUGAUGUUCCAUUAAGUACCCUGCAGUGCUUUGUUCUUAGGAACUAUUUACCUUGAACUUGAAUAAUAUGUCCCCCUCAGUGCUGCUUGUUUAAACCCUGUUUUGACCAGUUACCCUUGAUCUUUUUUGACAAAACUGAAAUGAAAUGAGGCAAAUGAGACUGCUGGUCUGGAGAUCCCACCCUUAGCCCUGUGGUGACUCUUGCUUCUGUCUCCAAGAACUUGUGAUUUAGGCUGAAAACCUCUGUACAUUUUCCUGGAAGUGAGCUCUAUGGAACACCAUGGGGCUUGGACCGCAAUUCCAACCCCCUGAUCUGCUGCACUAACAAGAGGCUGGUUGAGAGGUCUUCCUCCGUCCUGCCCAAAACAGCUCUACUGGCCUCAGCCCACGGUAUGAUACCGACAUCAUGCUGGCAUGGAACUCCCAGUUCCAUCUACUGGAAGUGUAGGCAGGUGGAAGUACCAUCUGUGGGACUCCCAUUGGCAAUAGCCUACAAAAAGCUGCAAAUAGGUUUGGGAGUGGAAAAUAAGCUGGCCCAUGAUCCCUUGGACCCCAGGCCACCCUUGCUGUCUUCAUUUGAAGGCAUUGGGCACAGUUCAGGCUGCAUAACAUGGAGCAAUAGCACAGAGCUGGGUUUUGCAACUCUCUGUACUUUCCAGCCUUGCUGAUAUGGGCAGCAGGACUUUGGAUGCAGCCCUGGCCAUGCUGCUCCACUCCACCCCACUGGAGUUAGGAUUGCUCUGUUACUUCUGAAUAAAUAAGCCCAGGAUCAUCGUUCCUCUAUGCCUAGAGAGCCACAAAGAUGCUAACACACUGAUAAGGUUUAUUAGGAAGAAAAAAUGUUCCUUUGUUAAGUAUGUGUUCAGUUCUAUGGACAUACACAUUGUCUACCUUUUAUUCUUUGGGACUAACAUAUCUGAGUGUAGUCUGCUGCUGUAUUUUGUAAUGGUGGGUUUUAUUUUUUAUUUUAUUUUUAUAAAUUUAUAUUUUAUAUUUAUAUUUUAACUGAGUUUGAGGUUGUGAUUUCAAUGACUAUUUUAUUAGGAUUGCAUGCCCCAGGAUUGAUUUGAUGAAAGGCAGGAUAUAAAUGAAAUAUUUUAGAAAUAAAUAUUGAUCAAGCAAAUCGUUUUCUUUGUUCCUUUUAAGUUAUGUACAAAUCGGAGACAACGAAUGGAGCCAACAGGUGGUGUGUUAAUGGCCGAACUCACUGUGAACAGUAAGUGCAGAAGGAUAUUUUGAUUUAUAAUUUGGGUGCUACAUUGCAAAACAGUUUAUGCUUUACCUGCAAAGGGGAGGAUUAAUGCUGCCCUUUGAUGAAAAGGUAGGAUAAUUAAUCAACCUCUUCAGUAGGAAUGCAGUCACUUACUGGGUUUGAUUUCUGAUGCAGGUGUUUCAGAUUAACUGGUGUGGGCUGGUUUCCAAUAUCCUCCUAAUUUCUGAUUACGGUACAUCUAUUACUAGGGAAAUUCUUCAAAUAUGGGGAUGAAAUAUCAACGCUUUUUAAGUUGGACCCAGCAGCGGAGCAAGGUGGGGGCAGUCCGCCUCGCCCCGGGUGUCAUCACUGAGGGGGGUGACAUUCUACACGUCACCCACCCGUGACUCCCACCUAUGGCGAGCUGUCGGGAGAAGGAGGACAGCUGCACCGCUUUGCUGUUUUGAGAGCCCUGCGCUUCCGGGCUGCUGGAGGAGGCAGGCAUGCAGGCAGGGAGAGGAUGGGAAGGAGCAAACAAGUGAAGGUUGGAGGGAAGGACAGAAGCUCCCUCAACUCAGGACCCAAACCCUGCCCUGUAACCCCACAGAAAGCUUAACAACUUUGGUCAACCCUCCCCAAAAGAUUCUCAACAACUUUGGCCAACCCUCCCCUAGAAAAAGCUCGACAACUUUGCUCAAUCCUUCCCUAAAAAAAGCUGAACAACUCCUGGCAAUGACAAUGGGUAGAUCACAGCCAGUCUUUUUAUACUGUGAGUAGAUUGCAGUCUCUUGGGAGUCCAACUAGAUUUCAGUGUGGGUGUGGGUGUGACAUUUUCCGCGCCGGGUACCAUCUGACUUUGCUACGCCACUGGUUGGACCCAGAACAAUUAGGAGUCCUGCUCCAAAUGAAGUUUGUCCCCUUCCACUAAGCAUUACUCCCUUGCCAAGCCAAAAACAAAUAUAUAUUAAUCAGGGGUCGACUUUGGUAAUCUUUGGUAGAAUGGCACCCUGAACAACGCCAAAAUCUGGUGCCUCCAAAUGAAUCUUCUCAAUGAUGGAUCUUCUCAAUUUUGGGCCCUCUCAGCUCAGCACCCUGUAUGGGGGAGCUGCCUGAACCACCCUAAAUCCGACACCGUAUUAAACUCGCAAAAGUAGGAGGAGAGGUGUUACUAAACACAGGCGAUACCUUGCAGGUUUUAUCCUUAGUUGGAAACGAUACUUCCGGGCAUGUUCUGGUAUGUUAUUUCCAACCAGGGAUUAUGCAAGAAACCAACCAGGGAUUAAGCGAGAAAUUGUGGCCAAUGAUGACUGGGGAUUUGUAGCUUUCUUUGUCUCAUUAAUCAGUCCAGAAGAAAUUCAGUAGAGUCAUUAGAGUAGAGUCAGUAGAGUUACAAAGAAGGGUGUUCCAAAGCAGCCAUAUGAGGUGCACGGAACAUAUAACGACAUAGAUACAGUAGCUCCUUAUACCUGUGUCAGAGCACUGGUCCAUCUAACUCAGAACUGUCUACACUAACUGACAGCAGGUCUCUGAGUUCUACUUGGAGAUGCUGGAGAUUGGACAUGGGACCUUCGGCAUUCAAAACAGAUGCUUUACCUUUGAGUUGUGGUCCUUUCAGCAACAGUAAGGGUGGAGGCUAACUCUGAGAUUUCCGUAACUCCUGGUGUGCCUCAAGACUUUGUAGUCUCCAAGUUUUGAGGGAACCUACACAUGUUGCAGGGCACACUUUCUAUUUAUAGUUUUGCAUUGCCCAGUGUUUUGUUGAGCUGAAAUGGCCUUGAGUUUAGACCCUAUUCCAGAUCACUUUAUUAUUUUAACAUAAAAAUAGGAGAACAUGUCCACAGAUAAGGGGCCUGUAUGGAGGGCCCACUUUCAGACACCGAUACAGUGGUACCUCGGGUUCUCUCUCUAGAGAGUCUGCCGUCCUGUGCAAAUCUUAUCUGGAGGGUAUUGUUCUCAUGAAGCUUAAUCAUCAGAAGUAAUAACCUUCUGUUAAUACCCAUAUUGGCCAAUUUGGCCCAGAGCCUGCUCCUAGAUACAGAAUCAAAUGCUGCCUUUAGGUCCACAAAGGCCGCAUAUAAUGACUUUUUCCAAUAUUUCGCAUACUUAUAGACAAAGUAAUCUAACACUAAGCAGUGAUCAAUGGUGGAACGUCCGGAUGUAAACCCUGCUUGUUCAAUUUCUAGCAAGUUGUUAUGAUCUAACCAUUCCCAUAAUUUUAGGCAUAGAUGUUUUGUAUAAAGUUUACAGAUCACAUUCAGGAGACUAAUUGGUCUAUAAUUAGAUGGAUCAGAGGGGUUGCCCUUUUUAAAUAUGGGAACAAUUAUAGCUAGUCCCCAAUCUUUAGGGAUUUCAGUUGUCUUGUCUAUAUAUGAAAAUAGAUUUGCAAGGACCGGGGCCCACCAGUUUAUUUGCGCUUUCAAAAGUUCAGCGACAAUGAAAUCACUUCCUGGGGCUUUGCCAGAUUUCAUUUGUAGAAUUAGCGAAGCGAUUUCAGUUUCAGAUGUUGGGGGCCAUGGUGUAUCAUUAUCUAAGGGGAUGUUAAGCGGCGCAGAAGGACGAUGUUCCCUAAACAUCACUUUAUAGUGCUCUUCCCAUGAAUUUGCAGGGAUUAUUGUGCCCUCAUUAGGAGCUUUGGUUUGACUGGAGAUAAUUUUCCAGAAAUUAGAAUUGUCUUUUUCUAUUGACGCUUUUAUGAGGGCCUGCCAGAUGAGAGAGUCUGCGGUUCUUUUUUGGUUUUUAAUAACUCUUUGUAGUUCUUUUUUUAAGUUGUAACUCCAAUUUAGUGAUAGGGUUAGGAUUUUGCUGGAAGACCUUAAAGCAUUCCCUGAGUAUAAGUUUUGCCUGAGUGCAUUCGUGGUCAAACCAUUUUUGUUGGUAGGGAGUCAUUUUGGUUAGAUCUUCUGGGUCUUGACAAUAACGGUUGGAGUUUUCGGAUUAAUGUGUUAUAAUGGUCAAUUGGGGAGGUCUCUUCAGUGUCGUUGGAGAUCAGAUCAGCCCAGAGGAGUUGACCUUCCAUUGAUUGUGUCCAAAUACCAAAAUGGUUAUUAACAUAAGGGGACCAUUUAAUUCUGGAUCUACCUAUUUGUUGUAAAGCGCUAGGAUCAGGAGUCUGCGGGGCAAGCCCACAUCUAGAGGGUUCCCAAAAUUCAGUCCUUUUAAGAUUUAGGGGUAAAUGGUCACUUUCGGUUCUUAUAUCUACAGUAAAUUCAAUAUAUUCAUCGAAAAGUUCUUGGGAGACAAGGAUGUAGUCAAUAACAGAAUGCCUUAGGCCUGACCAGUAAGUAAAUUGGCCAGGGCAGUCCCCCGAGGAGAGGCCGUUUAAAAUAACAAGGUUUAAUCUAAGUGCCAUUAAAAAAGACAUGUACCAGCAAAAUUGGUGACUGGGUCAAGUGAGUGACGCCUGAAUAGGGGCCAAUAUUCAUCAUUAGCAUUUAGGGGACCCAUUCCACUUUCCUUGAUUAACUGUUCGUCUGAGUGGCCUAGCCUUGCAUUAAAAUCCCCACCAAUAAUUAAGGAGGCAGAGGGAAACUUAUUUGAGACAAGGAGAAUGCAGUCUUCCAGUUCGUUCCAGAUGUUUUUAAGAUCAGUUUGUUUCAUAAGUGGGUGAAUAUAAACAUUGAUGCAUAUGAUCUUAAAAUGGGUGGAGAAUAUUUUAACGGCCAAAAUCCAUUUUUUAUCGAUUUUCAAUUGGAUAGGGGAGGCUCCUAGAUCUGUCGAUACGAAGGUGCUCAAACCUCCCGCCGGUCUUCCGCCUUUUGGGCCGAUUGAGGCAGGGGAAUGGAAAGCAAAGUAAUUGUGUAGUUCGAAAGGAUUUUGCAUCCAGGUUUCUUGGAGCAGGAUGAUCUUGAACUGUGAUACGUAGGUUAAAACGUCUUUGUCCCUUGUUUUCGAUUGCCAUCCAGCAACGUUCCAGGAUAGUAGUAGGGGUGAGAGUCAUUUUGUCUCUUCAAUAGCAUCUAGGGUUUUCCCGGGGUCGUGGAAGAUGCAACCAUUGGAUGGUUGAGUCUCCGGUAAUGUGAUUAGGCGCCACAGAGAUUUCGGCGUGGAUUUCAGAUGGGCAGAGUAGAGGUGUGUGUUCUGCCGUGACCUGAGGAGAUUCAUGACCCAUUUUUCGCUCCAAGUUAGGUGGAAUAUUUGCCUCUUUUAUGGGCGCUAGAUCUUCAAAGUUGCGGAGAUAGAGUAAUAACUCAUCUAGUCUGUCCGUUAUCUCUGUUUGUUCGGCUUUUGGCAGAUGGGAGAAGGAGACAAGUAAUUCCUGCUCCAUCGAAUUCUCAAGAUGAGUAGCCUUUGAUAGGAGGGGCAUGGGGGUCUCUGUCCAACUAAUUAAGUCUGAGGGUGGAGAGGUAGAGCUCGUAGUAGAUGGAAUGCCCUCAUUUUUAAUUGCUUUCCUUUUAACUGGAGAGUAGGGAAUAAGAGGGCAAAUCUUAGUGUUGAUAAAAACUCUUGUGAUAAAAAUUCUAUAAUUAGUCAGGUAGCUUCGUAAGGACAUCAUAUAAGUUGGAAGCUUUUUAGAAUCAAAGGUGAGCAGUAUCCUCUGCAUGUGUGGCUUGCUGUAAAUGUGGACAGCGGAUUUCAGAUCGAUGGAAAGAGGAUCUACGCCCAGAAGCUCAGCCAAAUGCCUUCUUGCGACAUGUGUAGACGACCAGUUAACAACCUGACCUUUGAAGGGAAGGAUAAUUAAACAAAGUCUAGUGGCUUGUAACGAAAGAUUAUAGGAAGAUAUGGUGUGUGAAUCUUCCAUAGAUUGUUCAUUUUCAGAUUUGCAGCCAGUCUGCGGGGUUAAACGUAAUAGGGCAGGUACUCUGGGCGUUGGUUCAGCCCUAUCCUCCGGUGAAACGUCUACAGGGCUGACAUUCACUUUUGGGGAUACAAAGGAUGUAAUAUUCUCUAAGGAGCCUUUGAUGUCUCUUAUAUAUUUAAAGAUACAGUCCACGGUUUUAGCCACUAGGUCUAACGUGGUAGAGUGUUCAAGCAGUAAUUCAGAGAGAUAGUUUGCUUGUUCUCCGAUGCAGUCUUCCGCCUGAAUGGGCAUAGUUGGAGCUUUUUGGGGCCUUUAGGUCUCGUGGUGGAGUUGUUUAAGGAGUUAAUGGGUUGUUUAGUGGGUGGUUCCUUCGGUGUAAUUUCCUUAUCUAUUAUCUCUGCUAAUGGCGAGAAACUGUUCGAGGUCGGAAUAUUAAAAGUGUCCUUUGUUUUUCCAUGGAAGAAUUCGCUGAUUUUGGUUUGCUUGGUAAGGGGCAAACAUGCCAUUUCCUCUGAGUCCUCCGAUUCUCUGCAGCGUUUGCCAACCCCCCUCCUCGCAUCAGCAGGGCUGUCUAAUUGCUGAGUCAUCUCUCCCUUUGCCUCGCUCUUUUAUCUUCCCUAAAUUUUUCAAAGAGUCGAGGGAGUAUUUUCCUUGAAAGUAUCCUAUUCAAGGAGGAGGAGUGUGCCAAAGGUUAUUGGCAUAACACUAAGUUAUGCUCCGUCUGUGCCUCCAGACUUGUGGUGGGAACAGCCCAUGAAUCUUCCUGUAAGCUCUUCGCAGUAUGAUAAGAUAGUCAAUGCGGCUUUAAAGCUCCAAGAAGAGUCAGGAAAGCGGAGCGUGGGAUGGAAUGGGGUGAGGUGCUUAAAAUUAUCUGAGCUCAAUAUUCAUUAAAAUAGUCUUUAAAAGGAGUAAGAGAAAAUAAAAAGAUAAAAUCAAUGGGCUCACAUUAGUAGAGUGCUGUCCGCCAUCAUCCGCUUCUAUCAAAAUUUAUACCCCUUCAAUAUUAUUUGGAAUCCUCCCCUGAAAUUCUUCGAAAAUACCUCCUGGAAGAUUCCUCAAGCUCAGUAUCAUAUGAGGUGGCUAAAUUUUGCACUUUAGUAAUUAAGAAACGUAAAUCUCUUCUGUUGAAUGGCACACUGCGAAGUUCCCUUGUGUAACCUUUUUUCUUUUCUGAAGUUGUUGCUGAUUUCUUGUUGUCUGAUCUUGGGAUGUUUAGUGUCACUGGCUUUGGCCGCAAUAAACUUGAACUUGAACUUGGUACCUCGGGUUACAUACACAUCAGGUUACAUACACUUCAGGUUACAGACUCCACCAACCCAGAAGUAGUACCUUGGGUUAAGAACUUUGCUUCAGGAUGAGAACAGAAAUUGUGCUCCGGCAGCAGCAGGAGGCCCCAUUAGCUAAAAUGGUGCUUCAGGUUAAGAACAGUUUCAGGUUAAAAACAGACCUCCGGAACGAAUUAAGUACUUAACCUGAGGUACCACUGUAGAUUAAAGGAUAAUGCAAGAUAUAAACGUUUUAAAGGACAUAAGGAAGUAAUAAAAUCAAGCUAUUCCACCUUGCUGAAUGGAUCAUUACUUUAGCAUGUAGUUAGUGGCAGUGUAAUGUUCAUCACAUUAUUGCAUUGAUUUAUCUUUUUACUUAUAAGUCAUUUCCUGUGAGCAUUCUAACUUUUCUUAUUUCUCACAGAUAAAGGAUUAACCAGGAAUUACAACUUUUCAGGUAAAAAUUACAAAUAUUAAACUAUCUAACAUGUUAGUCAAUGGAAAUUUAUCAGCAUUAAUGAAAAUGCCAUUUAAUAAACUUUAUUAUAGUUGAAGGAUGUCAGAACUAUAAUAGUUUUAGAUUAAUUGCUUUCCUGGACAGAAUUUGCUGCCAUGUCCUUGUUUAUGAUAAAUCAAGGAAAUCAAUGUAAAUCAAUUUCAGAAAUUAUGAGGGACACCAUGGAGGGCUGGUGGGGAAGUAGAAUGCGAAAUGAAUAUGAAUCGGGAAAGUAUGUAUCAAUUUCUAAACUUUUGAAACUCAGAAAUAAAAUUAUAAAAAGAUAAAUCAAGGUAACUUAUAAACACCACAAAUGUAAACAUCAUAAAUUUAGAAAAAGCUAAUAUAAAAACUAUGAGCUAUGCCGUGCAGGGCCACCCAAGAUGGACAGGUCAUAGUGGAGAGUUUUGACCAAACGUGAUCCACCUGGAGCAGGAACUGGCAAGCCACUCCAGUAUCCCUGCCAAGAAAACUCCAUGGACAAAGACAACAGGCAUAUAAAAGUUAUGACGCUGGAAGAUGAGCCCCUCAGGUCGGAAGGCGUCCAACAUGCUACUGAGGAAGAGCGGAGGACAAGUACAAGUAGAUUCAGAGCUGAUGAAGCGGCUGGGCCAAAGCCGAAAGGACGCUCAGUUGCAGAUAUGCCUGGAAGCAAAAUAUGCCUGGAAGAAAAAUAUUGCAUAGGAACCUGGAAUGUAAGAACCAUGAACCUUGGUAAGUUGGAUGUGGUCAAAAAUGAGAUGGCAAGAAUAAAUAUUGACAUCCUGGGCAUCAGUGAACUAAAAUGGAUGGGAAUGGGCGAAUUCAGUUUGGAUGACCAUCAUAUCUACUACUGUGGGCAAGAAUCCCGUAAAAGAAAUGGAGUGGCCCUCAUAGUCAACAAAAGAGUGUCAAAAGCUGUACUGGGAUGCAAUCUCAAAAAUGAUAGAAUGAUCUCGAUACGAAUCCAAGGCAGACCUUUUAACAUCACAGUAAUCCAAGUUUAUGAACCAACCACUGGUGCUGAAGAAACUGAAAUUGACCAAUUCUAUGAAGACUUACAACACCUUAUAGAAUUGACACCAAAGAAGGAUGUUCUUCUCAUUAUAGGGGAUUGGAAUGCUAAAGUAGGGAGUCAAGAGAUAAAAGGAACAACUGGCAAGUUUGGCCUUGGAGUUCAAAAUGAAGCAGGGCAAAGGCUAAUAGAGUUCUGCCAAGAGAACAAGCUGGUCAUCACAAACACUCUUUUCCAACAACACAAGAGACGACUCUACACAUGGACAUCACCAGAUGGGCAGCAUCGAAAUCAGAUUGAUUAUAUUCUAUGCAGCCAAAGAUGGAGAAGCUCUAUACAGUCAGCAAAAACAAGACCUGGAGCUGACUGUGGCUCAGAUCAUCAGCUUCUUAUAGCAAAAUUCAAGCUUAAACUGAAGAAAGUAGGAAAAACCACUGGGCCGGUAAGAUACAAUCUAAGUCAAAUCCCUUAUGAAUACACAGUGGAAGUGAGGAACAGGUUUAAGGAUUUAGAUUUGGUGGACAGAGUGCCUGAAGAACUAUGGAUGGAGGCUCGUAACAUUAUACAGGAGGCAGCAACUAAAACCAUCCCAAUGAAAAGGAAAUGCAAGAAAGCAAAGUGGCUCUCCAACAAGGCCUUACAAAUAGCGGGAGAGAGAAGGCAAGCAAAAUGCGAGGGAGAUAGUGAAAGAUACAGGAAAUUGAAUGCAGAUUUCCAAAAAAUAGCAAGGAGAGACAAGAAGGCCUUCUUAAACGAGCAAUGCAAAGAAAUAGAGGAAACAAUAGAAUGGGAAAAACCAGAGAUCUGUUCAAGAAAAUUGGAGAUAUGAAAGGAACAUUUCGUACAAAGAUUUCCAUAAUAAAAGACAAAAGUGGAAAGGACCUAACAGAAGCAGAAGACAUCAAGAAGAGGUGGCAAGAAUACACAGAGGAACUAUACCAGAAAGAAAUGGAUGUCUCGUAUACCCCAGGUAGUGUGGUUGCUGACCUUGAGCCAGACAUCCUGGAGAGUGAAGUCAAAUGGGCCUUAGAAAGCACUGCUAAUAACAAGGCCAGUGGAAGUGAUGGUAUUCCAGCUGAACUAUUUAAAAUUUUAAAAGAUGAUGCUGUUAAAGUGCUACACUCAAUAUGCCAGCAAAUUUGGAAAACUCAGCAGUGGCCAGAGGAUUGGAGAAGAUCAGUCUACAUCCCAAUCCCAAAGAAGGGAAGUGCCAAAGAAUGCUCCAACUACCGCACAAUUGCACUCAUUUCACACACUAGCAAGGUUAUGCUUAAAAUUCUACAAGGCAGGCUUAAGCAGUAUGUGGACCGAGAACUCCCAGAAGUGCAAGCUGGAUUUCGAAGGGGCAGAGGAACCAGAGACCAAAUUGCAAACAUGCGCUGGAUUAUGGAGAAAGCUAGAGAGUUCCAGAAAGACAUCUACUUCUGCUUCAUUGACUAUGCAAAAGCCUUUGACUGUCGACCACAGCAAACUGUGGCAAGUUCUUAAAGAAAUGGGAGUGCCUGAUCACCUCAUCUGUCUCCUGAGAAAUCUCUAUGUGGGACAAGAACCUACAGUUAGAACUGGAUAUGGAACAACUGAUUGGUUCAAAAUUGGGAAAGGAGUACGGCAAGGCUGUAUAUUGUCUCCCUGCUUAUUUAACUUAUAUGCAGAAUUCAUCAUGCGAAAGGCUGGGCUGGAUGAAUCCCAAGCCGGAAUUAAGAUUGCCGGAAGAAAUAUCAACAACCUCAGAUAUGCAGAUGACACAACCUUGAUGGCAGAAAGUGAGGAGGAAUUAAAGAACCUUUUAAUGAGGGUGAAAGAGGAGAGCGCAAAAUAUGGUCUGAAGCUCAACAUCAAAAAAACGAAGAUCAUGGCCACUGGGCCCAUCACCUCCUGGCAAAUAGAAGGGGAAGAAAUGCAGACAGUGAGAGAUUUUACUUUAUUGGGCUCCAUGAUCACUGCAGAUAGUGACAGCAGUCACGAAAUUAAAAGAUGCCUGCUCCUUGGGAGAAAGGCGAUGGCAAACCUAGACAACAUCUUAAAAAGCAGAGACAUCACCUUGCCAACAAAGGUCCGUAUAGUAAAAGCCAUGGUUUUCCCAGUAGUGAUGUAUGGAAGUGAGAGCUGGACCAUAAAGAAGGCUGAUCGCCGAAGAAUUGAUGCUUUUGAACUGUGGUGCUGGAGGAGACUCUUGAGAGUCCCAUGGACUGCAAGAAGAUCAAACGUAUCCAUUCUUAAGGAAAUCAGCCCUGAGUGCUCACUGGAAGGACAGAUCGUGAAGCUGAGACUCCAAUACUUUGGCCACCUCAUGAGAAGAGAAGACUCCCUGGAAAAGACCCUGAUGUUGGGAAAGAUUGAGGGCACAAGAAGAAGGGGACGACAGAGGACAAGAUGGUUAGACAGCGUUCUCGAAGCUACAAACAUGAGUCUGACCAAACUGCGGGAGGCAGUGGAAGAUAAGAGUGCCUGGUGUGCUCUGGUCCAUGGGGUCACAAAGAGUCGGACACGACUAAACGACUAAACAAUAACAACAAUAUAAAAACAAUCAAUUACAACAGUGGUGGGGGACCUUAGGCCUGGGGGCCAAAUGCAGCCCCCCCCGACCCCUUAUUUUAUCACUGGGACUCUUCAGAGGCCCUUUCCCCUCACCAAGCCACAUAUUUCACGGGCCACUACUCUGCAGCCACUAGGCAGGCUUAUCUGGCCCUUAAAACUGUCCGAAGCCACAACCCCCCGGCCCUGCUGCACAUCCUUUGCAAGUGUUUUCCCCUAACUGGAAUGUGUCCUUGAAUAAUGCAUACCUCUCAGCUGCCCCAAUUAAAUUGGGACAUCCCAUUUUGGGUGCCAUGCUCUCUCACAAGAUCACAGAGUCCCAAAAAAUGUGAGAUUGGGACCUCACGUGAAAGCACGGGACCCCAAAGUUCUCAGGUUUUUUUUGCCUCCGCGCUCUCACACAAGUCACAAGACUCACACAGAAGCAUAUCAGGGAACAUGCACACCCCAGUUUUCAGUCUCAACAUGUUGGAGGGUGUGAAUAAUGCCUCUUUCUUGCUUGCCUGUUUGGAGGAUGGAGAGAGGUGUCUAAUUUUUGCAUGACUGGAAUGUAGCCUGCUAGACAAUGCUAAGAAUCACAUCCAUUUGGCUUUUGGCUCCACUCAUCACCGGCGCAAAGCCCCUGAAAUGUGCUCCUCCCCUCCCCCAUGGGACUGCGGCCCUUGAGGUGAAAAAAGGUGACAGCAAGAAAAAUAUGAAGCAAUAAAAGUUCCAAAUUCACCCAGAAUCACUAACUUUUUGGCUUAAUACAUACAGGGUGGUAUUCAACUGAGUUUUACACACAGCAAACCCAUCAAAAUUAAUGGGCAUCCAGCUCCACUUGUGGUCUUACCGGCAUUGUGUGGGGAAUGGGCUAUACAACUGCACAGCACAGCCUGCAUCCUAACUAAAACAUUCCUGAUCAUAGCAGAUGGCCAACCCAGGCGGAUUCCAGGAUGUUCCUCAUCUGGAACAGUUCCACCACAAUGCAUACAUCCACCGCAAAGCUCUGUAUAAAAACUGAACUCAGCAUAUAACUUAAUCACCGUGGAAAGAUGGAAUGAUAAAUCAUGGGUUGGGCCUUUUUAAAUGGUGUCAAAACUGUGGCUAUAUAAAAUCUCAAACAGGGCAAUGUAACAGAAAUUCACUGAGCGAGACUACUCACAUUCUUCCUAUUUCUCUCUUCUUUGCAGCUAUCCUUUGCCAUUUACUCCUCUUUCUCGGAAUUCGCGCAGUUCUUUUAUAAUACUCAACCCAACAUCAGCUGCUGCUGAUCACCCCAUGGUCCUUUACUGCUACGAAGAGAUGCUUGUUUUACCUGCUGCCUUGUUUUACACGACAAAUAAAUUUCACCUGGCUUA
Molecule: messenger RNA, 39771 nt
Organism: Podarcis lilfordi (Lilford's wall lizard)
Lineage: Eukaryota; Metazoa; Chordata; Lepidosauria; Squamata; Lacertidae
Source: the annotation of a GenBank genome assembly